Molecule: messenger RNA, 945 nt
Organism: Dendrobium catenatum
Lineage: Eukaryota; Viridiplantae; Streptophyta; Magnoliopsida; Asparagales; Orchidaceae
Product: purine permease 3-like
Cellular component (GO): membrane
Molecular function (GO): purine nucleoside transmembrane transporter activity
Source: RefSeq, a predicted model, not a curated record
UGAAAAAUUGAAGUUUUCGGUUGAAGAUGCCCUUAAAAAUCACAAAUUGCCACUUUACAUCGACAUUUUAAUUCAUCAGCUAUAUGUUUAACUAUAAAUUCUAACCCGUCGAUUCUUUAAGCAAACGGCUAUAGUAAUGGAGCGCAGAGCGGCAAUGGAAAUUCACAGCACCAACAAGCUGAUCAGCCGCCACCACUCUGCUCCACCUCCUCCUCCUCCACCCACCCUAACACGCCACGCCAAACUUCUCCUCACCGUCCUCAACUGCCUCCUCCUCAGCGUCGGCAACUGCAGCGGCCCCAUUUUCCUCCGCAUCUACUACCUGCACGGCGGCCGCCGCAUUUGGCUCACUUCCUUUCUUGAAACCGCCGGAUUCCCCCUCCUACUUAUCCCCCUCUCAAUCUCCUACCUUCACCGCCGCCGUUCCAAUCCUUCAACGCCUCUCCUCCACCUCACUCCCCGUCUCCUCCUGGCCUCGUCUGUUCUCGGGGUCAUCACCGGCCUCGAUGACUUCCUUUACAGUUAUGGCCUCAACUUCCUCCCUGUCUCCACCUCCUCCGUCCUCAUCGCGUCUCAGCUGGCUUUCACGGCGAUCUUCGCUUUCUUAAUAGUGAGGCAGAAAUUCACCCCCUUUUCGGUCAACGCCGUGGCGUUGUUAACCAUUGGCGCCGUCAUCCUGGCUCUGCAUACGAGCGGUGAUCGGCCGGCGGGGGUGACUGCGGCGGGGUAUUGGAAAGGGUUUGUUUUGACCAUUGGGGCGGCGGCGCUGUACGGGUUGUUUUUGCCGUUGGUGGAGCUGACUUAUGACAAGCUAGCUGGAAGGGCGGCGGUGACUUACACUCUGGUCAUGGAAAUGCAGCUUGUUAUUGGAUUUUUUGCCACUGGAUUCUGCGCCGUCGGGAUGAUUGUCAACAAGGAUUUUCAGGCAAUCCCAAGAGAAGCAGC